Fusarium sp. VM40 is the source of this 879-nucleotide messenger RNA. The record is from the annotation of a GenBank genome assembly. NCBI's taxonomy places the organism in Eukaryota, Fungi, Ascomycota, Sordariomycetes, Hypocreales, Nectriaceae.
AUGGCCGAGUCCGAGUUCAAAUACUAUCAUUAUGACCCCUCCUUGGCGGCAGCCAUUAUAUUUAUUAUCACGUUUAUAGCGACAACAACUCUUCAUUGCUAUCAGCUUCUACGGACUCGCAUCUGGUUUAUGAUUCCCUUCAUUGUCGGAGGGUUCUUCCAAUUUAUAGGUUACAUCGGCCGCGCUAUUUCUCAUACUGAGACCCCAGACUGGACAUUGGGACCAUACCUUAUACAGACGCUUCUCCUCCUCGUGGCACCCGCCCUCUUUGCAGCAAGCAUCUACAUGGAGUUGAGCCGCAUCAUCAUUGCGGCAGACGGCGAAAGUCACGCUUUGAUCAAGAAGAAGUGGCUCACCAAGAUAUUUGUCAUCGGAGAUGUCAUUUCUUUCUUUGUCCAAGGAGGAGGCGGCGGCAUCCAGUCCUCCGGCACCAAAAGUUCCCUCGAUACGGGCAAGUACAUCAUCGUCGGCGGCCUCCUCGUGCAGAUCCUCUUCUUUGGCUGCUUUAUUGCCGUCGCCGUCCACUUCAACCUCGCCAUGAAAAGGGUGCCAACCCCUCGCGCUCAAGGCGAUAUUCCCUGGCGCAAACACCUGAUGGCUCUCUUCAUCGGAAGCGCUCUCAUCAUGGCCCGAUCUCUUUUCCGUAUCAUAGAAUACCUACAAGGCUUUUCGGGGUACUUGCUCUCGCACGAAGUAUAUCUGUAUAUUUUUGAUGCGCUCUUGAUGCUGGCCGUUAUGGUUCUUUUCAAUGUGUUACAUCCAAGUGAGGUUGUGGCGUCAGUAAGAGGAGGAAAUGUGAAGAGAGGUUGGAAGAUGAGAAAGAUUGUCGGAUAUGAUGAACGUGCUGCGUCUGAUGAUUCGGAGAGGGGAUCUACUUAG